CAGCGGAGCUUGUGCAUCGGGGCCCGUGCUGCAGCGGAGCUCGUGCUGCAUUGGAGCCGGUGCUGCAGCGGAGCUCGUGCUGCAGCGGUCGCCCGGCCUUCCCCCUUCCCUGCAGCCAGCUGACCCCCGGGGGCACCAUGAAGGAAGAGCCGCUGUAGCCCCCGUGCAGCCUGCCCUGCCCUGCCCUGCCGUGCAGCCUGCAGCCUGCCCUUGGAGCUAUGAGCCAUGAAGCCCCCUGGCAGCAGCUCCCUGCCGCAGCCCUUUCCUGCUUGCAGCCCGUCCUCCGCUGGGAGCAUCACCACCACCACCACCACCACCACCACCUCCUCCAGGCCGCCUCUGCAUCCCCUCGGCUGCAUCCCUUUCUUCCUCCUCCUCCUCGUCCUGCCGAUGGCCUCCUCCUGCUGCCCCCAGCCCCGGGGAGAUGCUGCAGCCAGAGCCCUGCAGUGGAAUGAAACUGCAGGACGGAUUGCAGAAGCUUUGGCAGAGGAAGACACAACAUUGCAACAGAACAACAGCAGAAGCAGUAAUAACAGUUACAGUAAUAUAAUGCAAGAAGAAAUCACAUUGCCUUCUAGACUGAUAUAUUAUGUCAACAAAGACUCAGAAAGCCCUUACCAUGUCCUGGAUACUAAGGCCAGACAUCAGCAAAAGCACAACAAGGCUGUGCAUUUGGCCCAGGCAAGCUUCCAGAUCGAGGCCUUCGGAUCUCAAUUCAUUCUUGACCUCACACUGAAUAAUGGCUUGCUUUCUUCUGAUUAUGUUGAGAUUCACUAUGAAGAUGGAAAACCACACUACGCUAAGGGGGGCGAGCACUGCUAUUAUCAUGGGCACAUCAGAGGGAUCAAGGAUUCGAAAGCUGCCCUAUCAACCUGCAAUGGACUUCAUGGCAUGUUUGAAGAUAGCACGUUUGUUUAUAUGCUACAGCCCCUGGAGCUGAACCACAGUACAAAAGGCACAAGUCGACCACAUGUAAUCCAGAGAAUGCUAGGAACUCAAACUUCUAAGCAACUGAAAAAGCCAGGAGCAGACAUUAGUGACCAAUGGCCUUUUCUGUCCGAGUUAAAAUGGCUGAGGAAGAGGAGAAGAAGGAGGGCCGUGAAUCCAUCUCGUGGAAUCUUUGAAGAGAUGAAAUACCUGGAGCUUAUGAUUGUCAAUGAUCACAAAAUGUAUAAGAAGCAUCGGUCCUCCCAUGCGCAUACUAACAACUUUGCAAAAUCCGUGGUCAAUCUUGUAGAUUCAAUUUACAAGGAGCACCUGAAUACCCGAGUGGUUCUGGUGGCUGUGGAAACGUGGACUGAGAAAGAUUAUAUAGAGAUCCGCCAUGACCCCGUGCAGAUGCUCCAUGAAUUCUCGAAGUACCGCCAGCGCAUCAAACAGCAUGCCGAUGCUGUGCAUUUGCUCUCGAGCGUGACAUUCCACUAUAAGAGAAGCAGUUUGAGUUACUUUGGAGGUGUCUGUUCUCGGACCAGGGGAGUUGGAGUCAAUGAGUAUGGUCUUCCAAUGGCAGUGGCUCAAGAAUUAUCCCAGAGUCUGGCUCAAAACCUUGGGAUUCAGUGGGAGCCAUCAAGUCGAAAGCCAAAAUGUGACUGCACAGAAUCCUGGGGUGGAUGCAUCAUGGAGGAAACAGGGGUAUCCCAUUCCAGAAAAUUCUCAAAAUGCAGUAUUGCUGAGUAUAAAGAGUUUUUAUUGAGAGGAGGAGGUGCCUGUCUUUUUAACAGGCCAACAAAGUUAUUUGAAACUACUGAAUGUGGCAAUGGCUAUGUGGAAGCAGGAGAAGAAUGCGAUUGUGGUUUCCAUGUGGAAUGCAAUGGAGAUUGCUGCAAGAAAUGCUCACUGUCCAACGGAGCUCACUGCAGCGAUGGGCCCUGCUGUAACACAUCCUGUCUUUUUCUGCCACGAGGCUAUGACUGCCGCUACACAGUCAACGAGUGCGAUAUUCCAGAAUACUGCACCGGAGACUCCGGCCAGUGCCCACCCAAUCUUCAUAAACAAGAUGGAUAUGCCUGUGAUUCCAAUCAGGGCCGUUGUUAUAAUGGAGACUGCAAGACAAGAGACAAUCAGUGUAAAUACAUCUGGGGGUCGAAGGCUGCAGGGUCUGACAAGUUCUGUUACGAGAAGCUCAAUACAGAAGGCACCGAGAAGGGAAACUGUGGGAGAGACGGAGAUCGAUGGGUUCAGUGCAGCAAACAUGAUGUGUUUUGCGGCUUUUUGCUCUGCACCAAUCUCACUCGAGUACCACGGAUCGGUCAUCUUCAGGGAGAGAUAACCCCAACUUCCUUUUACCAUCAGGGGCGAGUAGUCGACUGCAGUGGAGCUCAUGUGGUUUUGGAUGAUGACACAGAUGUCGGAUAUGUUGAAGAUGGAACUCCAUGUGGUCCGUACAUGAUGUGUCUAGAUAGAAAGUGCCUCCAGAUUCAAUCCCUGAACAUCAGCAGUUGCCCUCUUGGUUCUAACGGCAAAGUUUGCUCAGGUCACGGGGUGUGUAGUAACGAAGCCACCUGCAUUUGUAGCUUUACUUGGGCUGGGACAGAUUGCAGCAUCUAUGAUCCUAUCAAGAAGGAUGAUUCCAAGAAGGAUGAAGGACCCAAGGGUCCUAGCGCCACCAAUCUUAUAAUAGGUUCCAUCGCUGGUGCCAUCCUGGUAGCAGCUAUUGUCCUUGGGGGGACAGGAUGGGGCUUUAAAAAUGUCAAAAAAAGAAGGUACGACCCCAACCAGCAAGGCCCCAUAUGAAGGAAUUGCCGUGGAUGAACUUCUUGCACCACUGGAUUCUGGGUAUGACAUCUUUUAUGACAACUGAGCAGGAACCGUGAGAUCGAUAAACAAGAACACUGAGUGGUAACAACUGCAAUUAAAUUUGGAGGGCUGGGAAUGGGGCGAAGGAAAACUGCUCUUGUUGAAGAUCAGUUCAAAUACUCCCCUUCCCCACUUCUCUAGAAAGGAUUAAAAAAAAACCAGACAGUUCAAGUGGGUGUAUGCGAUAACUGUUUCAGAAUAAGUUUUUUGUGUUGCUUUUUUUAAGUAAAGGAAGAAGGGGCAAGCAAUCAAGUGCAAUAAAAGGAGCAUUUCCAAAUAAUACAAUAGCAACCUGCAGGCACUCAGUAUCUUCUAAAUGAGUUUGCAUGACUUAUUUUCAUAUUAACGACAAACUCCAAUGGCAUGAAGAGCUAAUUUUCGAAAGGGUAUAAACUGCAUGGCAUAUAUACAACCAGCGAGCUCGCAAUCCAAUCUCCAGCCAAACUUGCAAAUGAACAUAUCCGAUGACGAUGACACAGAAAUUAGAAGCUGAUCGACCCUCUCCUUCAUCCAAGAACUGCUUCCACCGGGAAACUCGGUUCUGUCUCGGAACUCGUUAACUCCUUAGUCUCGUCCAAUCACCAUUCCCAUUUUUGGACCAAACCAGUGUUUGGACGUGGGAGCUGUGAUUUGAACGAUGAUGCUAAUGUAUAGUUCUUUAACAGCAAAUGUAAAUAUGAAAAUAAGAGAUUUUGACACAUCAUUUUCACUUAUCGAUAUUGAAAGAUUUCCUUGUAAAGAUUGAUUCUGUAAAUUUGUUUCGGUUUGGUUUUGGUUUUUUUUUGGUAGCGUGUUGUAUAGCAGGUCUUGGUCUUGCUCAGAGCGAGCAGCUGUAGCAUGCAGAUAUAGAGAGUUGAGCACAAAGCAGGUGUGAUCUAAAGUUUGUAUGCUUGAAACCAAAAAAAAUAUUAAAAUGUAAGUGUAAAUGCA
Molecule: messenger RNA, 3726 nt
Organism: Tachyglossus aculeatus (Australian echidna)
Lineage: Eukaryota; Metazoa; Chordata; Mammalia; Monotremata; Tachyglossidae
Gene: ADAM23
Product: ADAM metallopeptidase domain 23
Exons: 26
Coding region: 226-2733 (835 amino acids)
Biological process (GO): proteolysis
Cellular component (GO): presynaptic membrane
Molecular function (GO): metalloendopeptidase activity
Source: RefSeq, a predicted model, not a curated record